GUAGACGUAACCACCUGGCCUACUUAUCAGAUAGCAUUUGCUGGCAACAACGGAGUCGGCUGUGCUGUCAAGGAAUGUUCUGAUAAAGUUCUGGUAGCUUGUGACUACAAUUACGGGCCAGCUGAAGAUAUUCCUCCUUAUUUGAAACCGGAUGAAUACGAACAAUGCAAAGCCUCAAAAGAACUUCAGCAGUACUAUCGAUGCGGCAUAGAGGACGUAGAGAUAAAUAGUGCAUGA
This is a messenger RNA of Strongylus vulgaris, 237 nucleotides long. NCBI's taxonomy places the organism in Eukaryota, Metazoa, Nematoda, Chromadorea, Rhabditida, Strongylidae. The record is from the annotation of a GenBank genome assembly.